Molecule: messenger RNA, 714 nt
Organism: Paramecium sonneborni
Lineage: Eukaryota; Ciliophora; Oligohymenophorea; Peniculida; Parameciidae
Source: the annotation of a GenBank genome assembly
UAAUUAAAUGAGCAAAGCAGAUGAAGACUAUGAUUAUUUAUUUAAAAUAGUACUUUCAGGUAUAGAAUGAUAAAAUAGACAAUUUUAGGUGAUUCUGGAGUUGGAAAGUCUAAUCUAUUGCUUAGAUUUACUAAAAACUAAUUUAAUCCAGACUCUAAAACUACAAUAGGUGUUGAAUUUGCCACUAGAUCAAUAUCAAUUUCUGGUAAGAUUAUAAAAGCAUAGAUUUGGGAUACAGCAGGAUAAGUAAAAUACAAUAAAUCAUUGUUAGGAACGUUACCGAGCUAUUACUUCUGCUUAUUAUAGAGGAGCCAUUGGAGCUGUACUUGUAUAUGAUAUAACAAACAAACAAAGCUUUGAAGCAGUGGAACGAUGGCUAUAAGAAGUGAGAGAAAAUGCAGAUAAAGAUAUUGUAAUAAUGAUUAUUGGGAACAAAUCAGAUUUAAAACAUUUAAGAGCCAUUAGGAUGGAAUCAGGUUAAGAUUUGGCUCAAAUGUAUAAGGUAGCAUUUAUAGAAGCAAGUGCUUAAGAUGGUAGUAAUGUAGAUUAAGCAUUCACAUAAAUCAUUUAAUGUUUUAAAUUCUAUAUAAUUUAGAAAUUUACCAGAAUCUAACAAAACAAUUAUAAAAAUAUGAUCAAAUGUCUCAUUUAUAAGGUGAAAAACUAGAUUUAGAAACUACUAGCACUGGUAAUAAAAAACAAGGAUGCUGUUGA